GCAAACAAACAGGGACAGCGGAUUUGCGGACCUGUGUAAAUUCUACUAAUUGAAAGCUCUACUUUUGGAAAUCGUUUAUACUUUGGAUUUGGCAUUAUCUCUAAAAGAUGAUAAUGUUUUGAGUACCUGCGUAAGAGGAGGAGAAAACGGCGGUCCGCAAUAUGAUGUUAUGUACGCUAUCUGCAUAGUGCUCAUGCAUAGCUAGCCGGUUAUCGAUUUCUAUGUUAAUGACGACAAUUCCUUUUGGAAAAUUUAUGUGUUGUUUUUGGAUUGAUGUUGGGUUGUGCUAGGAGUGUGGCCUGACUGCCGAGCCCACACCCACCAUCAUGUCCCGACCCCAGGGCCGAAGCCUGCAUGGGUCGCAUCACAAGGAAGAGCAGUAUGUUGGGCCAUAUAAACUUGAGAAAACGCUGGGCAAGGGACAGACAGGUCUGGUUAAACUUGGCGUCCACUGUAUCUCUGGCAAGAGAGUGGCCAUCAAAAUUGUCAACAGGGAAAAGCUGAGUGAGUCGGUUCUGAUGAAGGUGGAAAGGGAAAUUGCAAUAAUGAAGCUGAUAGAACAUCCACAUGUAUUGGGCCUAUAUAACGUGUAUGAAAACAAGAAAUACUUAUAUCUUAUAUUGGAGCAUGUUUCUGGAGGAGAGCUGUUCGACUACCUCGUGAAGAAAGGCCGUCUCACACCAAAAGAGGCACGGCGUUUCUUCAGACAAAUUAUCUCAGCCCUAGACUUUUGCCAUAGCCAUAACAUCUGUCACAGAGACCUGAAGCCGGAGAACCUGCUUUUAGAUGACAAGAACAAUAUACGGGUAGCAGACUUCGGUAUGGCCUCACUUCAGGUGGAGGGCUCCAUGCUAGAGACAAGUUGUGGGUCACCUCAUUAUGCAUGUCCUGAAGUCAUAAGGGGCGAGAAGUAUGAUGGCAGGAAAGCUGACGUUUGGAGCUGUGGUGUUAUACUAUAUGCGUUAUUAGUUGGUGCACUUCCAUUUGAUGAUGACAAUCUUAGGCAGCUUUUAGAAAAGGUUAAAAAAGGCGUGUUUCACAUUCCACAUUUUGUCCCACCUGAUUGUCAAAACUUACUACGGGGAAUGAUCGAGGUGGACCCCCAUAGAAGAUUUACUCUUGAAGAUAUCCACCGCCAUCCAUGGGUCUUGACCGAUAGUCAGGGCCAUUUAGAGUUAGAAUUACCUGUCGCCCAAAUUGUACAGACCUCCAUAAUUCCUACAAUAGCUGACCUUGACCCUGAUGUCCUUUCUACGAUGAACUCACUUCAAUGUUUUAAAGAUAAAGAUAAAUUAGUGGAAGAAUUGCUGAAUUCUAAACAUAAUACAGAAAAGGUUGUGUAUUUUUUGCUAUUAGAUAGAAAAUUACGAAACCCUAGUGUAGAGGAUGAGUUGGAUAUACGAACACGGUCCGAGUCCGCCGAUCCUCCGAGGAAACGAGUGGACGCUGUCCAGCUGAACGGCCAACCAAGGUUAUCCCUUGGAAGUAUUAGUGAAGGGUCGCCAGUAGCAUCUCGUAGAGCCCUGGCUGUUCAACAAGUACGGAAAGCGAGUCUGACAGGCAGUCCAAGUUCCUCACCCAUCCUGAGUCCCCGCCUCCCCGUGAGGGGUACCCCCUCCCACAGUCCUUCAGCCACACCCCCUGGUUCCCCUAGUAUACAGUCUACAGCCUGGAAGUCUCGCUUACACACGAUCAAAAACAGCUUUCUCGGCUCACCACGCUUUCACAGGCGAAAAUUACAAGGUAUUGCCUACACCAAUGGUAUAAUUCUGGAGAUGGAUUACUUGGCAGUGCCUACAGAAGAAAGUACAUUGUCUAUGACUCCUGACUCUUCUCCAGAGAUGACAAAGAAGUCCUGGUUUGGGGCCCUGAUGGGUGCUGAUCGUGAGGAACAUCACUUUAUCAUGGCUCAAGAUAAACAGUUGAGUCAGGUCAAGGCCGACCUCAUACAUGCAUUCCUCUCAACAGCAGACUUAUCUCACAAUGUGGUAUCCACGACAACUUUCCGAGCAGAAUACCGGCGGUCAGGAAGUUCUUCCAUGUUCUCAAGAAACGUCAGAUUUCAGGUGGAUAUCACGCCUGCCACUCACGGCGGUGGACCAUCCGAAUGUAACAUGUUCUGUCUUACUUUCACCUUAAUAUCAGGACCAUCACGGAGAUUCCGACGAGUGAGCGAGCAUCUUCAGAAUCUGAUGUUAGGGCCAAGAGGUGAUGCACUUAAUCAACGUAAAGUCAGUACAGACAGUACGUCGUCAUAUACAUCAGAGACAGGAAUGUCCCCCACCCAUAGCUGUUCAGCCAAGGAAAAUGGGGAUGACCAAGAGGUGUUUGACAGAAGAAUAUCGAAAACCCCAACCCCUACCCGACGGGAAGUUCCACGAGUUAUCACUAAUGGCAAGCGGGUGUUAGUUGACCAUAAUGUACGCAAAGACAAAGUCUGACCAUGAUUUCACUUGAUAGAAUGUACAUACAUUAUGUCUGUGGCCAUACAGAUCCUAGUAUAAUAUGUA
Molecule: messenger RNA, 2510 nt
Organism: Ylistrum balloti
Lineage: Eukaryota; Metazoa; Mollusca; Bivalvia; Pectinida; Pectinidae
Product: serine/threonine-protein kinase BRSK2-like
Exons: 20
Coding region: 327-2441 (704 amino acids)
Biological process (GO): protein phosphorylation; intracellular signal transduction; microtubule cytoskeleton organization
Cellular component (GO): cytoplasm
Molecular function (GO): protein serine/threonine kinase activity; ATP binding; tau-protein kinase activity
Source: RefSeq, a predicted model, not a curated record